This is a messenger RNA of Sphaeramia orbicularis (orbiculate cardinalfish), 871 nucleotides long. Its product is annotated as MICOS complex subunit MIC26-like. The record is from RefSeq and is a predicted model, not a curated record. Bases 38 to 643 code for a protein of 201 amino acids. Lineage: Eukaryota; Metazoa; Chordata; Actinopteri; Kurtiformes; Apogonidae. Gene Ontology annotation, biological process: cristae formation. Gene Ontology annotation, cellular component: MICOS complex. The transcript has a single exon.
CUCGGACACCGUACUGAAUGCAUGGCCCGCAGGGAUCAUGUUGAAGGUGACAGGUAGAGCCAUGCCGGGGGCGCUGACUUUGUCUUCGUUCACCGUGUUUGCCGCUGCCAGUGACGGGGACAAAGCAGAAACGGCAGCCACGCCGUUAACCGCGAGCGUGGACGAGCUGUCUCUGUACACGGUGCCCCAGCGGAAGGCCCACUUUGUGGAGCGUGAAGCGGGUCAGCUGGAGCAGACUGUCGCCGCCCUGCGGAGGUUCGUAGAGCCGUGCGCGUCCUGGUGUCAGAGCACCUACGGCCGGGUCAGACCCAGAGUCCAGGGCGCAGUCCGGUUUGGGAGCGACACCUACGCCUACCUGAAGAACCCACCGGCGGACUUCUACCCACGGGCGGGAGUGAUCGGCUUCACGGGCAUCCUGGGACUGUUUGUGGCUCGAGGCUCCAGGGUGAAGCAGCUGCUGUACCCUGCGGGCCUGAUGGCGGUGAGCGCCUCCCUCUACUACCCGGAACAGGCUGCGGCCAUCGCCAGGUCAGCCGGGGACUCGGUGUAUGAGCGCACCGUGCAGGGCUACGCCGCCGUGGAGAAGUUGAUCAGGCCUCAGCAGGACACCAAGAAAGGCACCGACUCUGAAACCAAACCUUGAUCUAUAUAUAUAUAUAUAUAUAUGUAUGACUUCUGUGCACCAGCUCAGCUCAGCAAUAACAAAUCAGCUCUUCUGACGCCGUCACUUGACAUGUGUGACUUCCUCAUGCCCACUUUUUGCACUAAGCUUCAGAACUAACUCAGGCCGGGCAAGUGUUUUAACAUGAUUUAUGCAACUACUGAACUGACUGUAUAUUUAUGAUCUAAUAAAAGUCCAUUUGUCUUAAUC